Molecule: messenger RNA, 2727 nt
Organism: Lodderomyces orthopsilosis Co 90-125
Lineage: Eukaryota; Fungi; Ascomycota; Pichiomycetes; Serinales; Debaryomycetaceae
Gene: ASE1
Product: Ase1p
Exons: 1
Coding region: 1-2727 (908 amino acids)
Biological process (GO): microtubule cytoskeleton organization; mitotic spindle midzone assembly
Cellular component (GO): cytoplasm; spindle; mitotic spindle midzone
Molecular function (GO): microtubule binding
Source: RefSeq, a predicted model, not a curated record
AUGAGUUUCUACAGCAAUUUUAACACGGAGCUACUGCCGAACCAAGAAUUAUGUCAAAACAACACUUCGUCGCGAGAUUAUCCGAUGAUGGCGUCAAUUCAGAGCACACCCAAACCCCAAUUGCGUACGGAUCAAGUGACAACUGGAGUUGUGAGACAAUGCUCAAGAUCACCCAUCGAAGAAACAGAACAACUUGUUCUGCUGCCUACUUUGACUGCAGACGGACACAGUCGACUGCACAAUGAUUUAAAUACCCAAUUUGACUCAAUCGAAUUAAGAAUUAACAAUGCUAUACUGGAAUUGGAAUCGAUAUACAAUGUAAUUGGCUACUCCUCUUCUGAAGUUGAUCUCAAAAAAGCUGAAAUUUUUACAAUUGUCCAAGAUACAAUCAAUAAUUUUGCCAACAAUCUACAGCGAAAGAAGAGUACCCUUGAAAACGAAUGCGAAUGGCUAAAGCAGCAAAUCCAAGUUAUACUAUCAAUGGUCAAUGAUUCCAAAGGAGAUAAAUCAUUGACUCUACUACAAAAGGGACUAGUAUUCAACAAUCGUCAACAGUAUAUCGAUGGCUAUAAAGAGCAAAUUCUUUCUAAAAUGUCUACGGCAACAUUCAAACGAUCUAAACUCGGAGAUGAAUUGACUAUGGAACAGCAGUACGAGUACAUGGUGAAGAAUAUACCAGAAUUGACACUUCUAGAGCAAAGGUCAAGAUUAAAUAUGGUAUUUAUUGAAGUGUUGAGGGUUUUUGUGAGACAGUACAAGCAAUACAACUCCUUGAAUAUAGAAUGCGCAAAACUUGUGGCUUGUAUUGGAACAUCAGAAUUCGACACGAAGGUGAUCAACUCAAUGCCAUCUUUAAGUGAAGCAGAGUUGCAUCGAGAGAUCAUGGAAGAAUUCUCCAGUUUGAUAUCAAUUAUCAAUACUACCCAAACACCAGAUCAAAGCGAAAAUGAUGUGUUUGUAUUAGCAAGUCCCAUCAAGUCCUCGCUGCGAGAAACAUUGUAUUCCAGUGAUGGAUCCAGCCAGAAUAACAUUAAGCGAUUAAGGGAGGUUAAUUAUCAAUUAGUGCGAGUGAUGAGAAGCUUAAAGUUUACGAGGAUUUCUUCAGAUUUGAUGCAAGCUUUACAAAAGGAGAUUAGAAGUGGUAGAGAACUGCUCGAUGCAAGAAAAGGUGCCGUUGUUGAAAUCAUAAACAAAUGUCUCAACUCUAUUGAGUUUCUUCAAUAUUCAGAUGAGCACUUAGCCAACAUACAAAAGAAUGAAAUGGGUGAAGGUGAAGGCUGCUUAGACAGGGAGACAUUAAAUUUAAUACUCCGUGACCCACUUGAAUUUGGCUUACACGAUGAGAAUAUAAAUCACUUGAUUCAAUUUCAAAACAUGAUAGAAGCCAAGGUCAAUGAAAAACGCGAGAAAUGGGAAUCAUAUUCGGAGUCAUGUAUUCAAUUGUGGAAGAGACUCGGGGAAAACGAUGAAUACAUUGAAAAUUUUAUGCAAAACAAUAAUAAUUUGUCCGACCUUGCAUUACUCAACUUCAAAAUGGAAUUGAAUCGGUUAUACAUUAAAAGAUCAGAAUAUAUUGAAAGCUUCAUUUCUGAUGCUAGGAAAGAAAUUGAAAAAUUGUGGGACCAAAUGUAUUAUUCACAGGAGAUGAAAACUGAGUUUGAAUAUUUUCACUACGACCCUGAAAAUGAUAGCAGGGAUAAGGAAUCUGUCUUAAAUAUACAUGAAGAAGAAGUAAAGAGAUUAAAUCAAGAGUAUGAUCAAAAAGCACCCGUUUUUCAAAUAUAUGCUGAGUUGCAAGACCUCAUUAAAGAUCAAAAAUUUCUCCAAGAAAGCUCACGAGAUUCAUCAAGAUUAUUAAGCAAAAACUCGUGCAAGAUCCUUCUCAAUGAAGAGAAAAUCAGAAAACGGAUAAAUAAAACCAUGCCACGGGUGAUUGAAUCAUUAAAGCUGGAGGUAAAAAAAUAUAACAAUAGAGUUGUACAAGAAGGUGAACGUCCAUUGAUGAUUAAUGGCAAGGACUUUUUCGAAGAAGUGUUGCGUCUUGAAUCUGAGCAACUGAGUUCGGGUGCUCGAACAAAACCUAAAUCAGCGUCCACUUCACCAAUGAAAAGACCAAUCAGCGCAACUCGCCCCUCACCUGAAAGAAAGCCAAAGCUGAGAUUUAUGUCAACUAGGAUACCACCAGCCUCAACUACUGCUAGAGCUAAAGUUGUCAAGUCUCCAACUAAUACACGCCAAACUUUAAUGAGAUCCCAUCAACAAAAACACUCAUCUAAUGUCGUUCAGCCUUUGUUUAGUUCGCUGUCUAGUAGCCAAGUAAAUUCAUCAUCAUUGACUAUGGAUAGUCCCUUACUGGCAUCACGUACUACUUCAUUUACUGUCAAACCGCCAUCAGUUGAGUUGAAACCGCUUACAUCACCACUCAAAUUGUCAACAACAAGAUCAAAUACCUUGGCCAAUAGCUACACUAAACCUUACACUGAGAAUUCAAAUCAAUAUUUCCAUGAUGACAUACCUGAGGAGAAGGAAAACAAUACUGGUCUAUUUAAUAACGAUGUUUCUAAAUUGAGUUGGUUUUCGCCAUUAAAAAUGCAGCCCAACUUUAUUGGCCUGCGUGAAGGAGUCAGUAGCACAGGAACAAGUGUUGGCAAUGACACCUCAACAAUGAUUGGCGAUGAUUAUUUUGCUUGGCGAGAUGAGAAGAUCAAACAGUUGAAUGAUAUUUGA